AAGUGCCAAAGGCUAAAGCGGGUACUGUAGCCCCUCCUUCAAGACUCAAAGUCUGCGCCAUUGAUCUCCACGUCCAGCCCGUCCCUCCUCGCCACUUUACUUCCGAACGCCUACCCACCUCUCGAUGUUGUACAGAAAACAAUGCUCUUCUUCAGAUUCAGGUUCAGGGUACCCACAUGCGCUGAAUUACAAAAUUCCUCAGUAACGAUCACUGGCUGUGAUGGCGUUGCAGGAGAAUCGUCAAACCCACCGACUUCGUCUUCUCCGGGUAUCACCGGUUCAUGGAUUCAGGGUUUUAGAGGAAUUCCUUAGACGAGCUGAUUUCACCAUCCCAUGGUGACGAGGUUCUGCUCGAUCCUUGCAACUACUCUGAAGUGGUUUCUACAUUGCUUGAGCGUGGCAGUUCCGCAAUGGUUCCUUCGAGUGUGUGGCUUCUUUAGUGAGGCAUAUGUCAAUGUGGAGAGGGUUGUUGUUGUCGUAGUUUCUGAGGAGAGAGUUUACUAAACAAAAUCAGACCGUAAUUUGGGUACAGAUUUCUGGGAUGUGUUGUACGUGUAUUUUUAUCCUAGACGUCUCCUUCAUAAUCUUGUAGAACCACCAGCCGUCAAUGCCUCACAGUACUUUGCAGAUAACUCUGUGUAGGAGGCGUGACCCUAAGGAAUCCAGCGUGUAAUGCACGGCGUCUGAGCCUCGGGUGUGAAGCGAGGCUGCGACGUCUGGCGGAGAUUAGAACGAUCAAACUGCAUGUGGAGUUGGUAAUGUGGCAUGUCCCGUGAACUGGACAACAGAAAGUUGAGGGGAGUGCGCCUUUGUAGUGGACAUUGUGUUCGAGAAAUGAUGGCAGGGAAGGCGAUCAUCGUAAUGGGUACCUCCGGUGCUGGAAAAUCAACGGUAGGGAGACUCCUUGCAGCAGAGCUACGUUGCGAGUUCCUCGAUGCGGACAACUUUCAUUCUGCUCAAAAUAAAGAGAAGAUGAGUCGUGGCGUCGCGCUCACGGACGAGGACCGAAUGCCGUGGUUGGAAACACUUCGUGACACGUUGAUAGACUACAUUAUUCGGGGCCAAUGUGUUGUGUUGGCAUGUUCUGCUCUUCAGCCCCACUACAGAGAUCUCCUACGCACAGCGGAUUACGAGUUCCUGCUCAAUGAAACAACACCAGAACCAGUUAGCACCCCAACAAGCAACGAUAUCAAUCACCAACAUCGACGGCAAGGAAAAAGCUUGAGCUCACUUGUGGUGUUCGUAUAUCUCAAAGCCACAGUCGGUGUUCUAUCAGCAAGAUUAGCUGUGAGGGAUAUCGCAGGUACCCAUUACGCUCAUGCAUCGCUUCUACAAUCCCAGAUUGAUGCUCUCCAGUUUGAAGCUGAUGAAAGAGACAUCAUGGACGUGGAUGCAGCCUUGCCUCCUGCACAGAUUGUGCGAAACAUUCAGAAGCAGCUCCAAGUGUGACGUCGUGGACCCACAUCGAGUAAGUUUUCUAGGAACUGCUGCAUGCCUUGGAAUCAUACUUUGUCUGCUUCACGAAUUUGUUUACAUCAUCUCAACGAAGGUCGAUUUGUGAUCA
Physcomitrium patens is the source of this 1564-nucleotide messenger RNA. Its product is annotated as gluconokinase-like. Gene Ontology annotation, molecular function: gluconokinase activity. The record is from RefSeq and is a predicted model, not a curated record. NCBI's taxonomy places the organism in Eukaryota, Viridiplantae, Streptophyta, Bryopsida, Funariales, Funariaceae. Gene Ontology annotation, cellular component: cytoplasm.